Molecule: messenger RNA, 4245 nt
Organism: Stegostoma tigrinum
Lineage: Eukaryota; Metazoa; Chordata; Chondrichthyes; Orectolobiformes; Stegostomatidae
Exons: 5
Coding region: 1-2592 (863 amino acids)
Source: RefSeq, a predicted model, not a curated record
AUGGUGAAGGGCCUUUUCUACGCUGUACGAUUCUAUGACACUGUGAUACUGGGGACACUGGUGCUCGGGAGGCGGCUGAAGGUGCUGCCGGAAUGUGAGCGGAGUGCAGUGGCUGGCUCGCGUAGCGGCCAUAGCCCUGUGUCAGAGCCUGGGGAGCAGCUCACUCCCGUUUGCUUACAGUUUCUUUUGCAUGAGGUGUCCGUUCCAACAUUACCCAGUCAUACAUUUAAGGACAACUCAGCCAUUUACAAACCAAGUCUUAGCAGAGUCAGCACCAGAGCAAAAACUAUCCAGUAUGAUGACACGUGUCCAGUUUUCAGGUUGCAGCCAGAUGAAGAGAGUCCCAGGGAAGAGGUUGCAUGUCGCCGAACAGAUUUUGUACCAGGUUCUUGCCGCAUCAUGAAGGAGUUGUUUGCUGACAAAGAAACAGCCAACUGUUCACACCAGUUGUCACAUAUGAUUUGUGAGAUGAAGAAUUACAAUCCAGCAAAACCUGAAAUGACCUGUCGUCAUGAUCUCUGCAGCGAAUUAUCCGUUGUAGUGAUAGGAAUAUACAAUGAGGAUAUGGGUGUUAAUCAGUGGAAGAAGUUUAAAUCCACAGAGGAAGCCAUGUUGUUUAUUAAUCAAGAAUUGCUCCUGGAUUGGAGAACAUAUCACCAUGGUUACUGCUUCAUUCGUUGCCUUGGUCAUGAUGGAAGAAAGAUAUCACAGCUUCUUAUUCUGCCUCCAGUGUUGCGAACCAGUAGUAAUUCUCUGAAAAAACUUAAAAAUAAACAUGCACUGAAUGUGAAUAUUCUGCUCUUGGACUCUGUGUCCAGGCACCAUUUUUAUAGAACUUUGCCAAAAACCAUAAAUACAUUCAUAAAUUUGAACACUAAUGUCUUUAAAACUGGAUACGUGUUUGACUUUGAGUUGGUUCAAGGUAUAAAAAGCAGAACAUUUGAGUCUCUCCAAGCUCUAUUUGGUGGUGAGGCCUUUAAUCCACUUAAACCAUUUAGUUCAUUUGUGCUACCACCAAAGGCUGUGGAUUUUAACAAGACACUUGGACAUUUUAAAGAUUUUGGAUAUGAGAUUUUAUAUUUGGAGGAUAUGUGUUGGAAGUGGGAAUGGGGUUUGGUGAAAGAGCUGAGAGCCCUUAACAAAAAGGCAGUCUUUUCAGAAAGAGUAAAGUUGUUUUUGGAAGCAGUCAAAAGAAGUGGAAUUGAUAGGAUAGACGUUUCGUACUCUAGCUGUGAUAUUCUUCAAGAGAAUAUGGUGAAGGAUAUGUUUCAUGGACCUGCUACCUUAUGUUACAAUGGUAUCCAUCAGCAUACCUACCUUCUGCAAUAUAUUGAAUACUUUAUCACUCGUUUCUCUUUCUUGCAAAAGCCUCUAUUCAGUUUUCUCAUGUUGGAUACCAAUCAUGAAGAUACAGGCCUCAGGUUAAAGCAAUUGGAUGAAGAUCUUGCCAAACAUGUAUCUUUCUUGGCUGAUCAACAAAACACUGUGACCUUCAUUCUUUCAGAUCAUGGCAAUAAUUAUGGACAAUUUGUUUCAAUGACUACUGAAUCCCAGAUUGAGAUAUUCCACACUACACUGUUUAUAAUUGUCCCAGACACAGCUGCUAUUUUACUGGGUGAAGAGAAGAUCAAAUCCUUGCACACAAAUCAGCGCAGGUUGAUCAGCCUUCUCGACAUUCAUCAUACUUUGAAAGGUCUAUUGCCACCUUUUGGAGCAAAAUAUGGGAAAAUUUUGAAAGAUGGAAUGAAUACUGAUGGGUUACUGAGUCCAGUUUCUGCAAGUAGGACCUGUAACAGCAUUCCCAGGAUACCUCCAAACUUUUGCAUUUGCCAAGACUUUGAAAAACCAGCUGUAAGUGAUUCCAGAUUUGCACUGUAUGCUGAAUUUGCACUUGGUCAAAUGAACCAUGAAAUCCUUCAACAACAGAGAGCUUCAAAAAAUUCUCAUAUAGGCUAUGUGGCCUGCCAAAAAUUAGUUGGUGUUAGAUUUGACAAUGGGAAAGUCCAUGAGGAUAAAAAUGAGACCAUUGUGGAAUUUGAUCUUUAUGUAAAGGCUCCAGAAAGUGCAGGUCAUGAUGAAGAAAAAUACUUUGUGGUCAUCAACUUCUGUUCUCAGGUAGAUACUGCACUGACUUUAGUAGGAGUUGACCGCUUGACCCCAUAUAGUCCUUACCAGGUUUGUGCUGCCGAUAAUGUUGAUUUAAGGUUAUGCAUCUGUGAUUUAGAAAAUGGUCAUGAAGCACCAAUUUUAUAUUGGAAAAAUGUUUUGACCCCAACAGUUUCUUGGACUGAAACUAACUUCAGCUCAAUUCAUGAAUCCUGUUUGUACCUCAUCAAAAGACAUUAUACAUCUGGCAUUGUUCUGGCAGUGGCUAAUACCUGUCCACAUGUGCAGUAUGAUAUUGAAUUUGAUUUUCUGACAGUAAACAUGUACUCUUCAUCUGUAAUGCCUGUAAAUGUAUCACUUUGGCCUGGAACUGAGAAGCUCCUUACUGUUGGAUUUCAGAAAGCUAAGGGAAAACCUUGGAAAUAUAAAUAUUCUUUAAAUUACAGAGCAAUCCCAUUGCAGGACAAAAGCACAAUAUUGAAUUAAGAGAUAACAAGGUGUAGAGCUGGAUGAACACAGCAGGCCAAGCAGCAUCAGAGGAGCAGGAAAGCUGACAUUUCAGGUGUAGAAAUGGGCGAGGGGAAGGGGUUCUGAAAUAAAAGGGAGAGAUGAGGAGGCGGAUAGAAGAUGGAUAGAGGAGAAGAUAGGUGGAGAGGAAAAGAAGUUACCCCGCACAUUGAAUUAACUCUGGUUGUUCAUUAACAAUAAUCUUCACUCCGGCAGAAUGUUAGCCUGCAGUGACUAAUCAUGGUGAAAUGUGAAUUCUGAUUUAUAACUAUUAUAUAGAGGAUACUGCUUCCUGGCAUUGAAGAAAGGAUAAAAGCCAAGUCUGUAAUAGUGUGAAAUGCAAGCAAGAUUAAUUUGUUGAAAAGGUUCCUUGUAAUGCACAGGGGAUGUUAAUGGGAAGUAUGGGACAUGGUUUAAAAUAUGGAUGCUCCCUUAAUCUUUAGGCUUCUAGGAUUAGUCUUUAUGGCCCAGAAAUGCAGAGUGGAAAUAUUUGGGUUUACAAAUACCAGAAAAGUUAUUUUUAAUGAUCUGACACCGAUGCAUUGUGUGCAUGCACACAGUGUUUAAAUGAUUAUAAAAAUUCUGUUAUCACAAUACACCAGUGUAUUUAAACAGUGUUAAUUGGCAUUUGUAACAAACAUGUGGCUGGUUAUUGUCAAUCACACAUGCAUGCACAACAUAUUAAGCUGAUUUUUGAAAUUUGAAAUAAUUAUUGUAGUUUGUUUUACAGUUUAUUUAUGUCACCAGUUGUACUAUUACAUUAAUUGGUAUUUGUAGAAGAGCUAUCACUGUUAAUGCACAUGAUCCUUGGUGUCAGCGACUGCAGCCAAUUUUCAAAACAAAUAUAGAACUCAGGAGCUCCUUAGGGUAUCAUGGAUGGAAUCUUUACCUUAGCUUUAUAAUUGUUGAAGUUUCAUGGUUUGGAUUGCUUAACACAUCAAAUUAAUCACUAAAAUUAUGGUAAUUUUUUUUGUGCACUGCAGUGUUCCACGAUGAGUUCCAAAAUCUCUAUAUUUACCAAAUGUAGUGUGAUUACAAUACCUGGGUACCAAGACUUUACAUGGAAGCUCUUGAAAGCAGUGAAAAUUCCAUUUGGAAAUCUGAGUGACGAUUGAUACGCUCAAAAAAGUUUGCUUUAAUUCUUCACCACAAUGAAAGGAUGAGGUGUCAGGGCAUUUGGGCUAAGUAAUAAAAUGUGAGGCUGGAUGAACACAGCAGGCCAAGCAGCAUCUCAGGAGCACAAAAGCUGACGUUUCGGGCCUAGACCCUUCUAAUAAUUUGUUUUUUAGCGUCAGGACCUGUCAAUUCUGCCAACUUUCACCCCCAUAAACUUAAGGUCAGUCAAAAUUCACAGGAAACCAGAUGGAUACCUGGCAUCAACCUAGACGCCAGAAAAGACAACAGCAGAAACAGCCCUUGUUGACCCUGCAAAGUUGUCCUUACUAACACCUGGGGGGUGAGAGCUCUCCAAUUUUGGCAGUCUCCCUGACAAGUCAAGCAGCAGUCUGACAUUGUCUGUAAAGUAUAAUUCCGUGAAUAUGACUGUCCCAGACAUCACCCUCACCAUCCCUGGAUAUGUCCUGUCCCAUUAGCAGGACAGACCCAGCAGAGGUGACAGCACAGUGGUAUACA